This is a messenger RNA of Nerophis lumbriciformis (worm pipefish), 1326 nucleotides long. The record is from RefSeq and is a predicted model, not a curated record. Lineage: Eukaryota; Metazoa; Chordata; Actinopteri; Syngnathiformes; Syngnathidae.
GCACUAACUGCACCGCAGGAAGCAAUACGCUUAGACCCAGAGCACAUUUGUGGAGCAUCAAGGCAAGACGGGCAGAGAUACUUCCAACUGGCAGAGCUGUGCAGUGGUAGAGGAAGAAGAGAACAGGAGAAAAUGAGAGCUACGCAAGACAAGCAAGCAAAAAGCCCAUUCAGCCAGGCCAAUAUGUGGAAAGUGCGGAUGUGGAAGCUGCUCCCUCACGUAAUGCUGUGCCUGUCUUUGGUCAUUUACGCAGCACUGGGUGCGUGUUUGUUCCAAUACAUCGAAGGAAGGGCACCUCCCAUGAAAAAGGAAUACCAUGACUUCUUGGGCGACAUUAUCCUGCAUGUCCAGAAUCUCACCAAACAUCCAUCUACUCACCAAAACAUAGUGAUAGAAGUGGAGCAUAAGAUGAAGAAUUUUCAGACCAAAUGGCUCCAAACACCUGACAUGUGGACAUUCUUUGGCGCAAUGUUCUUCGUAUGCACAGUCUUCACAACGGUUGGCUAUGGAGCCAUCUAUCCAGUCACCCUACCUGGUAAAGUGGCGUGUAUCUUGUAUUCUAUGGUGGGCAUUCCGCUAAUGCUUUUAGUCAUGCUUGAUAUCGGAGACUUCAUGGCUACGUUGUUGACCAAAGCGAUUGUUCAUAUCCAUGCCUUCUUCAAAGUCCUACGCUCACACUGUCUGUCCAAACUGACACUUUGCGGGAACGUGAGAGAGUCGAACCAUCGGACUUUGGAAGACGGUACAAUUGUUUACAGCAAUGACAUUGUGAUUCAUGAACUACUCAACGUCCGGGAAGUCUUGCAAAGUCAAGUGACAGUGAAGUCCAAUUCCAUUCAGCUCCAAAAAAAUCGAGAGAUCUUUGAGAAGAUUCUUGCCAAAGAGAAUCUCCUGCAUACGGGGCCAUUGCUAAGGAGCCUGUCUUGCCCAGAACUGAAUCAAAUGCCACCGUUGCCCAAGGGAUUUGCCAUAUGGGACUUCACCGGAAUGGGAGACACUAUGGACGCGCUGGAUGUACCAUUUGUGCUCAUUCUUUUCAUCGUGUUUGCUUACAUUUUCCUUGGAGGGCUCAUUCUUCCAAUAUGGGAGACAGAAAUGGAGGGAUUUGACCCUUACUAUUUCUGUUUUAUCACACUCACAACUAUUGGGUUUGGAGACAUUGUGCCUCAACAUCCCAAUUUUUUUAUGCUCACCUCACUCUUCAUCAUUGCAGGCAUGGCCAUCAUGUCCAUGGCAUUUAAGCUUAGCCAGACACGACUUGUAGACUGCUACCGCCACUGUAUUAGCAUCAUAAGCAGGGGAAACACUAAUACAGCCAAGGACUAA